CGCGAGCGAAUAGCUCCACAAAGCAUUCCUUGCACGGGCGAGGGCUUUUGCCUAGAGAAAGACACUCGAGCACAACUCCGGGAAACUUGGCUUGUGGUGUGACAGGUCGAUAGCCUGAACUUUUCUUGUGCUUGUGCAAUUCAUUUUAGAGCUUCUGGUGUAAUUACUGAUGAUCGUUGUUCUCUGGAGCUCUGACCACUAUCAAAAACAGAUCGACACUGAACAGCAUUCUCUUAUAAAAGGCCUGAGUUGACCCCGGAUUCCGCUGAUACUCGUUCCUCGUCAUCCAAAACAUCUCGAAUCGGCCGGACCGUUUCAAGAAAGAAGAACGUCUUGACCACUUGUAUCUGUGUUUUUGCGGGCUUUCGCACUGGUUGUUCACCCAGCAUUUAUCACUCUCAUCCAUAAGUCGUGAACGGACGAAGACCGAACGUCGCGCCACUCGAGUUUUUAGGCUAUUGUUCUCAUUCCUUAUCAGCCAUUGUCGAUUUACCCUGUUUCAGUCCGAAAUAGGUCUCAAAGAUCCUUUCACUCUCCAGUUGCUGUCAAGGGACACCUUCUCCGCCUGUACUAUCCCUAAGUGCUUGCACAAUCAACAGCUCAUCCCGAAAAUCAUUCCAAAAAGAACAUAGCAAUACAGUUUCCAGAACGGCAGGAUGGUUUCCACCGUCAUCACCUUCACCAAGCCCGAUGUGCAGCCACCCGUCUACAUUGCCGGCGGCUUUACUGACUGGGCACCUGUGGAAAUGCAGUGUGAAUCAUCCCAGAGUGGUCAGAACAAGUUCACUCACACGACCGAGCUGCAGCCAGGGGAGCAUCAGUACAAAUUCCGCCUCGGUCCUGGUGAUUGGUGGGUCCUGGAUGAGUCGGCUCCAACAGCGGACGACGGAUCCGGCAACAUCAAUAAUGCUCUCAGUGUGACAGCCGAAGAGACCGAAGUAUCCUCACAACAGCCGACCGAAGAUGUCUCUCGAGCCUCAGUCCCUGCUGCUCCACUCGAUACGCUUGCUGCUGUGGAGGAAGAGCUGGAAGUCAGACCGGACACUAUAACCGCAGAUGACCACAAAGAAGCAUCCAUUCCGGACGUAGCGCCGCCCCCUUAUUCGGCGGAAGAGCAUGCUACGCCCCAGGCUUCAGAGCCUGCCAAACAAAAUCUGGAGCCGAAGGUCACGAACAUCGAGAGGAAGUCUGUGGAGAGCAAGGCCCAGCCCGCAGCAACGAACGGCGGGCUGGCAAAGAACAGGAUAUUGUUGGUAGCUGCCAUCGUUGCCAUUCCGGUGGCUAUUUCUUUAUUUUUACGCCGAUAGAACGGCCGCAUCGGUUCUUUCAUUGGGAAGUCAAACAAUUGAUGGUUUUGAUGUCACUUUUCCUAUCUUUACACAGAAAAACAAAAUGUCGUUUAGGCUGUCCGCAAGCAGGUAUGCCAGCGGGUGCGGUAAUAUUCGUAUUCUCAAUUCAAAAAAGUAUCUACAGGUCGUUUUCAGGCGAAAAUGAUUUCUUCCUCUUUCCACGGUCAUCCUUGAAUAUCUACCUACCCUUGUAUGGCUUCCUGGCGACACACCACCUGUGGUAAGAACUAAAGCUUACAAAAGGUCUCCACAGCCGACUUGGUCUCGUCCUUUGUCUCCUUGACCAGGCCAGAAAUGGCCUUGAAAUUGCCGUCCUUCGCAUCACCCACCAAUUCAAAAAGCAAGCUCUCGCUGGUCGUGACGGUGCAUCCUUCGCGUGCCAGCCGAGCGAGGGCGACGGGUCGCUCGCCUGCAUUGCAGCUGCUCACACCGUCAGCCAGGAUGUAGACUUUGUGCCCGAGUGCGAGGAGGUCCAAGGCCGUCUGGGUCACGCAGAUGUGCGUUUCGAUGCCCACUAUGAUGACGGAGAGGUGCGAGGCCGGGUUCGUGGCGAGUUGGGAGGUCAGUUCGGGCACGAGCAUGGAGAAGGCGGUUUUGUCGACUUCGGUCGUGGCGGAGGAGUCGGUGGGUAGGACCGAGGUGAUUUCGCUAACGGUUGCGCCGAGCCGGGAGGCGUUUUGCGUGGUUAUGUAGAUUGGCAUGUUGAAGAUUUUGGCUGAGUGAGUGGAUGAGGUUCGUUAGCAAAUGGUUACGUCAGUAUUUUGGGUAGUGCGUGGGGACGCUGAGGGUUUGAUCUCAAGAAUGGUGAACAGGAGAGAGAGAGAGACAUGGAAGGGGUUGAAAGGGUGGAGUAUAUACCUGCUUUUACCAUCUUUGCGCUGGUAGAUAUGCUUAGGGUUCAAGAGCAUGUUAGUAUAUGGCUUUUCUGAAAGAGAGGUGGAUAUGGAUACUAGUAUGGAUAUCCAUCGAAAGGGUGAGAAUGGACGGAUUGGAACGGGCAACGAGGCUGGAAGUUGAGUAUGGAUGGACGGA
This is a messenger RNA of Exophiala xenobiotica, 2381 nucleotides long. RefSeq lists its product as uncharacterized. Gene Ontology annotation, molecular function: protein kinase binding. Gene Ontology annotation, cellular component: nucleus; cytoplasm; nucleotide-activated protein kinase complex. The record is from RefSeq and is a predicted model, not a curated record. The transcript has 5 exons. The coding region runs from base 657 to 1307 and encodes 216 amino acids. Gene Ontology annotation, biological process: signal transduction. Lineage: Eukaryota; Fungi; Ascomycota; Eurotiomycetes; Chaetothyriales; Herpotrichiellaceae.